CCGGUGCAGACGCGGAACUGGCGCCCGCUCGCAGCGGCGCCCGGCUAGGAAGCGACGAGCGCUCCGCGGUCGGGAGACGUCGGGCGGGCCUGGCAGGUUCCUCCGAGAGUAGAUUAUAUCAAAAUUCCUCAUUGGAAUGCUGGCUCCUUGCUCAGUGCCCUGAAGUUUUUCUGCGAUGAACUGACAAAUUGGAACCAUGGUGCAAAAGAAGUCCUGCCCUCGGUUACUUGACUAUUUAGUGAUCGUAGGGGCAAGGCACCCAAGCAGUGAUAGUGUGGCCCAGACUCCCGAACUGCUGCGGAGGUACCCACUAGAGGAUCACCCGGAGUUUCCCCUGCCCCCAGAUGUGGUGUUCUUCUGCCAGCCAGAGGGAUGUCUGAGUGUGCGGCAGAGGCGCAUGAGCCUUCGAGACGAUACCUCUUUUGUCUUCACCCUAACCGAUAAGGACACUGGAGUCACCCGCUAUGGCAUCUGUGUCAACUUCUAUCGUUCCUUCCAAAAGCGAAUGCCAAAGGAAAAGGUGGAAGGCGGAGCAGGACCUCGUGCAAAGGAAGGAGCUCCUGCCCCCUGCGCCUCAGAAGAGGCUGCUGCUGAGAGUGGCUCAACCUUGCAGCCUCCUAGUGCCGACUCCACUCCUGACGUAAACCAGUCUCCUCGGGGCAAACGUAGGGCAAAAGCGGGCAGCCGCUCCCGCAACAGCACCCUGACAUCCCUGUGUGUGCUUAGCCACUACCCUUUCUUCUCUACCUUCAGAGAGUGUCUGUAUACUCUCAAACGUCUGGUAGACUGCUGUAGUGAACGGCUGCUAGGCAAGAAACUGGGCAUCCCUCGAGGCGUACAAAGGGACACCAUGUGGCGAAUCUUUACUGGAUCCCUGCUAGUGGAGGAGAAGUCCAGUGCCCUUCUGCAUGACCUUCGAGAGAUUGAGGCCUGGAUCUAUCGGUUGCUACGCUCCCCGGUGCCUGUCUCUGGGCAGAAGCGAGUGGACAUUGAGGUCCUACCCCAGGAACUCCAGCAGGCCCUGACAUUUGCUCUUCCAGAUCCAUCUCGGUUCACCCUAGUAGACUUCCCUCUUCACCUUCCCUUGGAACUUCUGGGUGUAGAUGCUUGUCUUCAGGUGCUAACCUGCAUCCUGUUAGAGCACAAGGUGGUGCUACAGUCUCGAGACUACAAUGCACUCUCCAUGUCUGUGAUGGCGUUUGUGGCAAUGAUCUACCCCCUGGAGUACAUGUUCCCUGUCAUCCCGCUACUUCCGACCUGCAUGGCGUCGGCCGAGCAGCUGCUCUUGGCUCCAACCCCAUACAUCAUUGGAGUUCCUGCCAGCUUCUUCCUCUACAAGCUAGAUUUCAAAAUGCCUGAUGACGUGUGGCUAGUGGAUCUGGACAGCAAUAGAGUGAUUGCCCCCACCAAUGCAGAAGUGCUCCCCAUCCUGCCGGAACCAGAAUCAUUAGAGCUGAAAAAACACCUAAAGCAGGCCCUAGCCAGCAUGAGUCUCAACACCCAGCCCAUUCUUAACCUGGAGAAGUUCCACGAGGGCCAGGAGAUCCCGCUUCUCCUGGGAAGACCUUCUAAUGACCUUCAGUCCACUCCUUCCACUGAAUUCAACCCGCUCAUUUAUGGCAAUGACGUGGAUUCAGUCGAUGUUGCAACAAGAGUGGCCAUGGUGCGUUUCUUCAACUCUGCUAACGUGCUGCAGGGCUUUCAGAUGCACACACGUACCUUGCGACUCUUCCCUCGGCCUGUGGUAGCUUUCCAGGCUGGCUCGUUUCUGGCCUCACGUCCCCGGCAAACUCCCUUUGCUGAGAAACUCGCCAGGACUCAAGCUGUGGAGUAUUUUGGAGAAUGGAUCCUGAACCCUUCUAACUAUGCCUUCCAGCGGAUUCACAACAAUACGUUCGAUCCAGCCCUGAUUGGUGACAAGCCAAAGUGGUACGCUCACCAGCUGCAGCCCAUCCAUUAUCGAGUCUAUGACAGCAAUUCUCAGCUGGCCACAGCCCUGAGUGUACCACCGGAGCAUGAUUCUGAUUCUGACCCCACUGAUGACAGCGGCAGUGAUAGUCAGGACUAUGAUGACUCCAGCUCUUCUUACUCCUCCCUUGGGGACUUCGUCAGUGAAAUGAUGAAAUGUGACAUCAAUGGCGACACUCCCAAUGUGGAUCCUCUGACGCAUGCAGCCCUGGGAGAUGCCAGUGAGGUGGAGAUUGAUGAGCUGCAGCCCCAGAAGGAGGGAGAGGAGCCUGGCCCAGACAGUGAGAACUCUCAGGAGAACCCUCCGCUGCGCUCCAGCUCCAGCACCACUGCCAGCAGCAGCCCCAGCACCGUUGUCCACGGUGCCCACUCUGAACCUGCUGAUGCUACAGAGAUGGGAGAUAAGGCAGCAGCAGGCAUCUCCAAGCCCCUCCCUCCUGUGCCUCCCAGCAUUUGCAAAUCUACUGUGGACAGGAGACAGACAGAGACUGGAGAGGGGUCAGUGUGCCAGCGAACCUAUGAAAAUCCGUACUUCGAGCCCCAAUAUGGCUUUCCCCCUGAGGAAGAUGAGGAUGAGCAGGGGGAGAGCUACACUCCCCGAUUCAGCCAACAUGUCAGUGGCAGUCGGGCUCAAAAGCUGCUGCGGCCCAACAGCUUGAAGCUGGCAAGUGACUCAGAUGCAGAGUCAGACUCCCGCGCAAGUUCUCCCAACUCCACUGUCUCUAACAACAGCACCGAGGGCUUCGGGGGCAUCAUGUCUUUUGCUAGCAGCCUAUAUCGGAACCAUAGUACAAGCUUCAGCCUUUCAAACCUCACACUGCCCACCAAAGGUGUCCGAGAGAAGACCACACCGUUCCCCAGCCUGAAAGUAUUUGGGCUAAAUACUCUAAUGGAGAUUGUUACUGAAGCCGGCCCUGGGAGUGGUGAAGGAAACAGGAGGGCCUUAGUGGACCAGAAGUCAUCUGUCAUUAAACACAGCCCAACUGUGAAAAGAGAGCCUCCAUCACCACAGGGCCGGUCCAGCAAUUCUAGCGAGAACCAGCAGUUCCUGAAGGAAGUGGUCCACAGUGUGCUGGACGGCCAGGGAGUGGGCUGGCUCAAUAUGAAAAAGGUACGCCGGCUGCUAGAGAGUGAGCAGCUUCGAGUUUUUGUUCUGAGCAAGCUGAAUCGUGCGGUGCAGUCAGAGGAUGAUGCCCGGCAGGAUGUCAUCCAAGAUGUGGAGAUCAGUCGGAAGGUGUACAAGGGAAUGCUAGACCUCCUCAAGUGCACAGUCCUCAGCCUUGAGCAGUCCUACGCCCAUGCGGGUCUGGGUGGCAUGGCCAGCAUCUUUGGGCUCUUGGAGAUUGCCCAGACCCACUACUAUAGUAAAGAACCAGACAAACGGAAGAGAAGUCCAACAGAGAAUGUAAAUACCCCAGUUGGCAAGGAUCCAGGUCUAGCUGGGCGGGGGGACCCAAAGGCAAUGGCCCAGCUAAGGGUCCCCCAGCUGGGUCCUCGGGCACCAAGUGCUACAGGAAAGGGUCCUAAAGAACUGGAUACCAGAAGUUUAAAGGAAGAGAAUUUUGUAGCAUCUGUUGGGCCAGAGGGCAUCAAGCCUGUCUUUGACCUGGGUGAGACGGAGGAGAAAAAGUCCCAGAUCAGCGCAGACAGUGGUGUGAGCCUGACAUCUGCUUCCCAGAGGACUGAUCAAGACUCUGUCAUCGGUGUGAGUCCAGCUGUUAUGAUCCGAAGCUCAAGUCAGGAUUCUGAAGUUAGCACCGUGGUGAGUAAUAGUUCGGGAGAGACCCUCGGAGCAGACAGUGACCUGAGCAGCAAUGCAGGUGACGGGCCAGGAGGCGACAGCAGUGCCCACUUGGCAAGUUCUCGGGCCACUCUGUCUGAUAGCGAAAUUGAAACCAAUUCUGCUACGAGCACCAUCUUUGGUAAAGCCCAUAACUUGAAGCCAAAGGAGAAGCCAGCUGGUAGUCCAGUUCGCUCUUCCGAAGAUGUAAGCCAGCGAGUCUAUCUCUAUGAGGGACUACUAGGAAGGGACAAAGGAUCGAUGUGGGACCAGUUAGAGGAUGCUGCUAUGGAGACCUUUUCUAUAAGCAAAGAGCGGUCUACUUUAUGGGACCAAAUGCAAUUCUGGGAAGAUGCAUUCCUAGAUGCUGUGAUGUUGGAAAGAGAAGGAAUGGGUAUGGACCAGGGUCCUCAGGAAAUGAUCGACAGGUACCUGUCCCUAGGAGAACACGACCGGAAGCGCCUGGAGGAUGAUGAAGAUCGCCUACUGGCCACACUUUUACACAACCUCAUAUCCUAUAUGCUGCUGAUGAAGGUGAACAAGAAUGACAUCAGGAAGAAAGUACGGCGUCUAAUGGGAAAGUCCCACAUUGGGCUGGUAUACAGCCAGCAAAUCAAUGAGGUGCUCGAUCAGCUGACCAACCUGAAUGGACGUGACAUUUCCAUCCGCUCCAGUGGCAGCCGGCACAUGAAGAAGCAGACAUUUGUUGUGCAUGCAGGAACAGACACAAAUGGAGAUAUCUUCUUCAUGGAAGUGUGUGAUGACUGCGUGGUGUUACGCAGUAACAUCGGGACAGUGUAUGAGCGCUGGUGGUAUGAGAAGCUCAUCAACAUGACCUACUGUCCCAAGACCAAGGUCCUGUGCUUAUGGCGUAGAAAUGGCUCUGAGACCCAGCUCAACAAGUUCUAUACCAAGAAGUGUCGGGAGCUGUACUACUGUGUGAAGGACAGCAUGGAGCGUGCUGCUGCCCGACAACAAAGCAUCAAACCCGGGCCUGAGCUAGGUGGUGAGUUCCCUGUGCAGGACAUGAAGACUGGAGAGGGUGGCUUGCUUCAAGUCACCCUGGAAGGGAUCAAUCUCAAGUUCAUGCACAACCAGGUUUUCAUAGAGCUGAAUCACAUUAAAAAGUGCAAUACAGUUCGAGGCGUCUUUGUCCUGGAAGAAUUUGUUCCUGAAAUUAAAGAAGUGGUGAGCCACAAGUACAAGACGCCAAUGGCCCACGAGAUCUGCUACUCUGUCUUGUGUCUCUUCUCGUAUGUGGCCGCAGUUCGUAGCAGUGAAGAAGACCUCCGAACCCCACCUCGGCCUGUCUCUAGCUGAUAGAGAAGGGUUACACAGCUGGCCCAGCCCAGGGGUCACGCCUCACCUCUUGCUGCUCCUAAGCGCCGAAGCUGCUGUGACUGAGACAGGGAUGAUGUGUGUAUGUUCUCUGCAAGCUCCUUCUCAUGGUUUAGCUGGUUUCAUUUUAUGUCUGAGUGUGUCUUUGUGUUCAUCUGUCAUGGGGCUAAGCUAGCCUCAUUACCUUCUCUUCUUACACUAGCAGACUAGCCUUCUGUCCCCUCAGGGCUCCAGAGUGUGUGUGUGUGUGUGUGUGUGUGUGUGUGUGUGUGUGUGCGCGCGCGCAUCUGUCUGUGUGGUCACUGUUAGCCCACUAUUGCCUGUCUUUGAGAUGUUUGCACUGUGGCCCCACGUCCUAGUUCUUAUACCCUCCAGUUUAGGGCUCUUCUCUCCAUCCUCUGUGAUCCGGCACUGCAGGGUACCUGGGACAGUUCCACUCUGGGAAGUGAGAGACACUUGGGGACAAACCUUCCUGGCUGAGGGUCCGGGAGGAGGAAGGGAGGAUUCCAAGGAAGCCCAGUAAGUGGCAACCUUCCUGCUUCCUCACAGUUUGUAAGCUGUGGUUGCAGGUCACGCUGCUGCCUGCCCCAGCUCCAUCGACGAGUGUUCUGAAUGACUGCCAUGUGCUGAGCUGGGAGUUCCGCAGUGUUCUUCCUGGCCUUUGGCAUGAGAGGACAGAGGAGUGACAUGAUGGUGUCCCAGACAGCACCAGCUGCUCUGCCUAAGAGCUGGGGCUAGGUGGGUCAGGGCAGAAUUGAGCCCAGCAUGCAUGCCUGUCUACAGGCAGUCUCCUGACUUCAGUGCCAGAAGAAAGCUAUGGACUAGAUAGGAGAAGAAUGUAAAUAUUUCAGCUCCACAUUAUUUAUAGAAAAAUGUACAGCUGUGUGAUGUGAAAUAAAUGUCCUGAACUCUG
Molecule: messenger RNA, 5999 nt
Organism: Grammomys surdaster
Lineage: Eukaryota; Metazoa; Chordata; Mammalia; Rodentia; Muridae
Gene: Madd
Product: MAP kinase activating death domain
Exons: 35
Coding region: 197-5068 (1623 amino acids)
Biological process (GO): regulation of Rab protein signal transduction; regulation of apoptotic process
Cellular component (GO): cytosol
Molecular function (GO): guanyl-nucleotide exchange factor activity
Source: RefSeq, a predicted model, not a curated record